GUCAUUGGCCCUGUUAGGCCCUGAUAGGCCCUGAUAGGCCUGGGCCAGGCUAGGCUGGGCCCACAUGCUGGUCUAGUCCUGACAUGUCUGAGCUGGUCUAUAAGAGUCUGCAGCUCGUCUGUGCUCGGCUCUGAAUGCACUUUAUGUUUGUACCUGCUCAGGAUGGACUGCUGACACUGUGACACUUUGUCCACGCUCAGGAACCUCAGCGUCGCCAUGUCCGCUGCCCGGGAACUCGAAGCCGACGGCGCCGAUGACAACAAACUGGUCAGACCCAAAGUCGAGUUUAACACGUUACUGCGACUCGCCGGAGCCACCAAAGACGUUUUCACCAUGAAGGAGGUGAUGUUCUACCUGGGUCAGUACAUCAUCCAGAAGCAGCUCUACGACCAGAAGCAGCAGCACAUCGUCCACUGCUCCCAGGAUGCACUGGGCCGGGUGCUGGGCGUCGACAGCUUCUCUGUGAAGGAGCCGAGGGUUCUGUUCGCCAUGAUCACCAAGAACCUCGUCGCCGUGAAGAGCCCCGAGUCGCCGCAGAGCUCGAGCGAAGCGCUCAGCGACAACCAGACAGAGCGAGCGACCGAGGAGGCGGAGUCAGAGAGCCGUUCUUCGUCGCCCGACAGGAGGAGAGCGAGGAGGAGGAGGAGAAGCCGCAGGAGCAGCGACCCAGGCCCCUCCCACAGCGCAGAGAACGCCGAAGACGAGGAGACGGAGGAGGACGAGGAGGAGGAAGGAGGAGGCAGGAAGAGGAGGAGGUCCGACAGCCUGUCCCUCACCUUCGAUGGGAGCCUGUCCUGGUGUGUGAUUGGUGGACUGGGGAGUGGGCGGGACAGACACAGCAGCCAGUCAUCGGACUCGCACAGCCUGUCGGGGAGGUCAGAGGUCACGGCCGCAGCCUCAGACAGCGACAGCGACAACUUCAGCGUCGAGUUCGAGGUAGAGUCCGUCGCCUCCGACGACUACAACGAAGACGACGCCUCUCUGUCGGCGGACGAUCAGGUGUACGAGGUCACCAUCUUCGAGGCCGAGGACGAAGACUCCUUCGACGAAGACACCGAGAUCACGGAAGCUGAUUACUGGCGGUGUGUGAAGUGCGACGAGUUGAACCCGCCUCUGCCCAGAAACUGCCUCCGCUGCUGGACGCUGCACCACGAUUGGCUGCCCGAGGACAUCACAAAGUCCGCCUCCUCCAGUCCUAAAGCCCUGCCCCCAAAGCCCACGGACCAAUCAGCAGCCAAAGAAGCUCCAGCGUCCGACGUCGAGGAGAACGACGGCGUCGACGUUCCGGACGGGAAAAGAUCGAAGACUCCUGUCCUGUCUCAGUGCCUGUCGGACUCCACCCUCUCUGCUCCUGACUCCACCUCCUCCGCUCCAAACUCCCAGGACCUCCUCUCAGGCUCCCAGCCGUCCUCCUCCUGCUCGCAGCAGAACAUCUGGACUCCUGACUCCCAGCCCUCCUCCUCCAUCGACUCCCAGGAGCUUCUGCCGCCUUCCCCAACAGAUCCACCACCUCCUCUUCCUCCUGCUCCCGCCGCCGCCCCCGAGCUGGAGCGCAGCGUGUCGGCGGAGUGGCGCCUGCCGGACUCGUGCCUCGACCCGUGUCUCAUCUGUCAGUCCCGGCCGAAGAACGGCUGCAUCGUGCACGGACGCACCGGACACCUCAUGUCCUGCUACGUGUGCGCGAGGAAGCUGAAGAAGAGGAACAAGCUGUGUCCGGUCUGCAGGCUGCCCAUCCAGUCCGUCAUCCUCACCUACCUCAGCUGAGACGAGGACACAAGGACACGAGGAGGGGAAUGUAGAGAAUGAAGAGACUUCAACCUCAGAAUCAUUAAAUUAUUCUGUCUGUCUUCACCUCCCUCACCCAAAAACAUGUGGACAGGAAGCGAAAAUCUGAUUCACGUCUUUUCUUCAUCGCGAUUCGGAUAAAACGUCCCGAAAUGUCGGAUUGUCCGUUUAAAGUCUCCGUCGCCCCGGUGACGCUUUUAUUUUACGGGUUUAUAAUUUCUUAGUUUCCUGGAAAGAAUUUUGUGAUUUGAUGCCGAUUAUUUAAAAAUUUCCUUUUAAAGAAAAAUGAAUAUUGAAAACAUUUAAUCCUCACAGUUAUCCUUAAUUAAUUAAUUAAUUAAUUAAUUCUAAGCACAUAAAUCGACCAACAAAUCAUAAAAUUCUUCUCAGGACACUUUUUGUAAAUAAUUAGAAGAUUAUACAGAAAUUAUGGACCCGUAAAAUAAAAGUUUAUUUUCCUUUUAAUUUGAAAUAUUCUUGCUAAGAAAUCUGAAAUUUGGUUUUAAUUAGAAUAAAAACUGAAUUGAAAGUAAUUUAUUAUUUGAAGCCGUCACUGAUUAAAACAGCAAACGAGGCGUUGUUUCCAGGACACCUGAUACAUCUUCAUUAUUUAUUCAAAGUUUAUUUAAGCGCACACUUUUUCUAUAAAUAAUAAGAUGGAGAUGUUAGAUUUGUCAUUUCUGAUAUUUUCUGUUUGAAUUUUUUGGUGAACUGAAAUAAAAGUUUAACUUCUGUUAA
This is a messenger RNA of Larimichthys crocea (large yellow croaker), 2523 nucleotides long. RefSeq names its product MDM2 proto-oncogene (gene mdm2). The record is from RefSeq and is a predicted model, not a curated record. The coding region runs from base 217 to 1764 and encodes 515 amino acids. Gene Ontology annotation, cellular component: nucleus. Gene Ontology annotation, biological process: regulation of gene expression; negative regulation of apoptotic process; protein ubiquitination. Lineage: Eukaryota; Metazoa; Chordata; Actinopteri; Sciaenidae. The transcript is spliced from 12 exons. Gene Ontology annotation, molecular function: p53 binding; identical protein binding; ubiquitin protein ligase activity.